Messenger RNA from Dendronephthya gigantea, 1681 nucleotides. RefSeq names its product charged multivesicular body protein 1b-like. Gene Ontology annotation, biological process: protein transport; endosome transport via multivesicular body sorting pathway; late endosome to vacuole transport. The coding region runs from base 105 to 698 and encodes 197 amino acids. The transcript has 10 exons. Lineage: Eukaryota; Metazoa; Cnidaria; Anthozoa; Malacalcyonacea; Nephtheidae. The record is from RefSeq and is a predicted model, not a curated record. Gene Ontology annotation, cellular component: multivesicular body; ESCRT III complex.
UUUAGCAAGAAGCAGAAUAAUUUAUUAUGACAUUGUUUUGAUACCAAAAUUCACCAAAGUUUAUCGUUUAUUUUGGUUUUGAAAGGUGCAGAAGAAGCUGAAGGAUGUCAAGCCAACUCGAAAAACACUUAUUUAAUUUAAAGUUUGCUGCCAAGCAACUUCAGAGAAGUGCAACAAAAUGCGAGAAAGAGGAAAAAGCUGAAAAAGUGAAAAUAAAAAAGGCAAUACAGAAAGGAAACAUGGAAGGGGCUAAGAUACAUGCAGAAAACUCAAUAAGGCAAAAGAGUCAAGCUUUGAAUUUUUUACGUAUGAGUUCUCGAAUUGAUGCUGUUUCACAGAGAGUACAGACAGCGGUCACAAUGAAACAGGUCACAGGUUCGAUGUCUGGUGUUGUGAAAUCCAUGGAUGCCGCAUUGAAGUCAAUGAACUUGGAAAAGGUUUCAGCAUUAAUGGAGAAAUUCGAGAAACAGUUUGAAGACUUAGAUGUGCAAUCAGGAGUCAUGGAGAAUUCAAUGUCAAACAGUGUCACAACAUCAGUACCUCAGGACAGUGUUGAUCGACUUAUGCAGGAAGUUGCUGAUGAACAUGGAUUGGACACAAAUAUGGAACUACCUCAAACAUCUCAACUUGGUGGGGCGUCUACAGCCUCUGUAGAGCAGGACGAACUUAGUCAAAGACUCGCCAAGCUGCGACAGUGAUGGCCUGGAUAAUAAUACCAAAUCAACUCGAAAUAGGAACAAUAUUUUAUAUAUUUUAUUACGAUGGAUUGUUUAUCAACCCGGUCUCAUCAUUUCAUUAGCCGGCUGUUGGCCUUUGGGAUUGUUUCAUGCAAUCGUUUAAUGGACUGUACGUUGACGCGCGCCAUAUGCUAUUCUCCAUUUGUAUGAUUUAAUACCGUAUCGUAUAAAACUUCCAUGAUUUUUGAGCGCAAUCUAUCUGCAUAAAAUAUAAAAGAAAAAGUCGUGAAACUAAAGGAAAUCCUGUAAAAUAAGUUGUAACUUCACAUGUAAAUUCACUUUGGAUAAAUUAACGUUGUCAGCGCAAGACGCUGUUUCACCCUUGAAUAGAACUCCAGCUUAGCGCUGUCUUUCUAUGAAUAGUCAUAUUGCACACUUGAUACAAUAUAAAUUUCAUGGUUAAACCUCGUAUGAACGUGGACGAAUAUAACAUUUUUUAUUAUUAGUAUUACGCACAAAUACCAAUCAAGUUGGUAUUGUUUUGAAACCAUUUUUGGUUAAAUUCUCACACAAUAUUUUUGAUUAGUCUUUUCUCCCCAAUAUGUCAACACUAUGUGCUUAGUCAACUUGUUGUUUUAAAGAUAAGAAAGCUUCCUGUGUUUAUAUGAACAUAAUGAGAUUCAAUAUGGCAUGAAAUACUUAAAUUACCGAAGAGUCCUUCAGAUACAAAUUGCAAAAAGAUGACUAGAUUUAUUGAUAUGAGGUAUUAUUGUAUAUGGAAAGAUAUGAUGUCAUAUUAUUUCAUUACAUGACCCUGGAACACACAAAGAUGUUUUUACAAUAGUGUUUCUGCUACCAAAUUGGUAAGAUUCCUGAGUAGAAAUUUGAUUAAUUUGCUAUUAAACCAAAUAAAAAAGCAACAACUGUACAACUCUGGUAUUCCAUCACGUAUUCGAGAUCAGAUUACUUGGAGUUGCUAUCUUCACUUAUCGUGGCUUACAUCU